Molecule: messenger RNA, 216 nt
Organism: Penicillium bovifimosum
Lineage: Eukaryota; Fungi; Ascomycota; Eurotiomycetes; Eurotiales; Aspergillaceae
Exons: 2
Coding region: 1-216 (71 amino acids)
Source: RefSeq, a predicted model, not a curated record
AUGUCCUCAGCACUGGUUUUCCAAGCCGAUCCUCCAACCGCCGCCGUGAUUCCCAAGGCAAUUGCAAUCAUAGUCCCCACCGUCACGAUCGCCACGACUGCCUUCAAUGCCAUCAGUUGUCUGCUGGUCAAAGACUGCAGCCAUGGGACUGCUUGGACCUUCGUGGACUAUCCGUUCGGCACGCUGCAUAUGGUCCCGCGUUUUCGAGAUCUCUGA